CAUGGCAUCGACCACGCCAAGGACAGGGCCAUGGAAGAAACCGAGCACGCCAAGGAUAGAGUCAAAGAGGGUGUGGAGCAUGCAAAGGACAAAGUCAAGCAAGGUGUCACCCACGCCAAGGAGACCGUCGAAGCUGGAGUUGACCAUGUCAAGACGUUUGGUCAGCAAACCACCAAGGAAGUCAGGGAACGUGGCAUGGAAGGAGCCAGGGAUAUGGCCGAGGGAUAUCAGAAGGCUGGACAGGAGAUGAUCCAGGGUGGUAAGGACGCGGUCAAGGAGCGUAUGCCUUCUACCUCCGACUCUUCAUUCGAUUUUGCACGAAUGGGACGCUUCAUGCUGUACAACUUCUCGGUUGCACCUAUCAUACAUGGUUGGUACACUGUCUUGGACAAGAAAUUCCCUAUCCAGAGCACCUCCAACCCUGCGGUCAGCUCGGUAGCAGCCACAAAGAUUCCCGCUCCAAAUUCCAAGUUUGUCCAGACCAUGACGCCGGCCCUUAAGAGGAUGGUAGGGGAUCAGGUCCUGUUUGCGCCCGUUGGUCUUGCGCUCUUGUUCUCGGGUCUGACGGUCCUGGAGGGUGGAGGAAUCGAGGAAAUCAAGGACAAGCUGAACAGUACAUACAUUGAUGCAUUGAAGGCCAACUACGCUGUCUGGCCAUUGGUCCAACUGGUGAACUUUAGUGUGAUGCCGCUGCAGCUGCGUCUGCCUUUCGUCAGUGUCGUCGGAAUUGCCUGGAACGCAUAUCUGAGCUUUGCCAACAACAAGGGCAGGCUGGCGGAAACCCACCAGGCAUAGAUGGAGUAGCAGUAAUCGAACAUGAUCAUGGCAGCUUGAGCAUCUGCAGAUCUCUGAUUCCUUAGUUUUUGAUUGUGUAAAUCAGCGUUUGAUUUAUCAUCAACAUGUACAAAUACAAUUCGCAUCUCGCAUAUUUCAUUUCCAAUAUGACGAACACAUUUAAACACUUCUAUCGAACACGCCUGUUUAUGCCUUUAC
Molecule: messenger RNA, 993 nt
Organism: Gamsiella multidivaricata
Lineage: Eukaryota; Fungi; Mortierellomycota; Mortierellomycetes; Mortierellales; Mortierellaceae
Exons: 4
Coding region: 31-795 (254 amino acids)
Cellular component (GO): membrane; cytoplasm
Source: RefSeq, a predicted model, not a curated record